AUGAUGGUGCACUGCGCGGGGUGCGAGAGGCCCAUUCUCGAUCGGUUCCUCUUAAACGUUCUCGACCGCGCAUGGCACGCCAAGUGUGUCCAGUGCUGCGAGUGUAACUGCAACCUGACCGAAAAAUGUUUCUCCAGGGAUGGAAAGCUCUAUUGCAAAAUUGACUUUUUCAGGCGUUUUGGUACGAAAUGUGCGGGCUGCUUGCAGGGCAUUUCGCCCAGCGACCUCGUGCGAAGAGCGCGCAGCAAGGUGUUCCAUCUGAACUGUUUCACGUGCAUGGUGUGCAACAAACAGCUGUCCACGGGCGAGGAGCUCUACGUCAUCGACGAAAACAAAUUUGUGUGUAAAGAGGACUACAUGAGCACGAGCGCUAUCAAAGAGGUCAAUUUAAACUCAGUGUCAUCGUGUACGGACCGGAGUUUAUCGCCUGAUCCGAUCCAGGACGACACGAAGGAGACAGACAAUUCCACCUCCUCAGAUAAGGACACUAACAACAACGAGAACGAGGAGCAAAACUCGGGCACGAAGCGGCGGGGCCCGCGCACCACCAUCAAGGCCAAACAGCUCGAGACUCUGAAAGCAGCGUUCGUGGCGACGCCAAAGCCCACGCGACACAUCCGCGAGCAGCUCGCACAGGAGACAGGCCUUAACAUGCGAGUCAUACAGGUGUGGUUUCAAAAUCGUCGGUCUAAAGAACGCAGAAUGAAGCAGCUCAGCGCUCUCGGUGCUCGACGACACGCUUUCUUCAGGGGACCACGCAGAAUGAGGCCACUCGGAGGAAGACUAGAGGACCCAGACAUAAUGGGCCCUGGAGGAUACAGCUACUAUGGAGAAUACCAAGGCGACUAUUACGGGCCAGUGGUCAACUACGAUUUCUUCCCUCACGGACCCCCUUCCUCACAGGCGCAGUCUCCUGCCGAGUCCCCGUACCUCCUCAGCUCAGGUUCAGGAGCCCUGGAGGGCGGCCCGGUCUCUGCUCUCCACCCCUCAGACGACCAAAGGUUCACAGACAUGAUCUCCCACGCAGAUACCCCCAGUCCUGAGCCAGGCAUGACCGGACCGCUCCAUCCAAAUCCACAGGGGGAGGGUGGCUUCACAGGGGGUCCGAGUCCACCCUUCCCCCUGGCCAACAAUACCAGUUACAGUGGCCCCAUGUCCCUUCCUGGUCAAGAGAUGGGGGAGAACACUGUUUGGUAGGACAGAGAGACAGGAAAGACUCUGAACUAUGCACACAGAGGGAAUUCCUUCCUAACUGGUCUACCUUAGUGCUAUGUUACUGAGGGAGGGCUUAUUGGCUGGUCAUGGACCAGAACAAACCAA
Messenger RNA from Sinocyclocheilus anshuiensis, 1320 nucleotides. It is a transcript of the gene lhx5, whose product is annotated as LIM homeobox 5. Gene Ontology annotation, biological process: neuron differentiation; regulation of transcription by RNA polymerase II. The transcript has 5 exons. The record is from RefSeq and is a predicted model, not a curated record. Gene Ontology annotation, molecular function: RNA polymerase II transcription regulatory region sequence-specific DNA binding; zinc ion binding; DNA-binding transcription factor activity, RNA polymerase II-specific. Gene Ontology annotation, cellular component: nucleus. The coding region runs from base 1 to 1197 and encodes 398 amino acids. NCBI's taxonomy places the organism in Eukaryota, Metazoa, Chordata, Actinopteri, Cypriniformes, Cyprinidae.